UGACUUGGUUAUUUUUUUUUGUUAAGCCAACAUUGAUUUUUUGUUAAGCAGUUUCCGAAGAAGCAGCAGUUGAAUGCAUUCCUCAUCCUGAGAAUGGGCCUAAAGGACUUGAUAAGUUGGCGAAUGCUGAUGAGAGUGAACUUGAGCCAUCAAGCAUCUCUGAAGCCAAGCCAUCAUUAGUUGAAGUUGGAGAGCCAGAAUCUGUUUCAUCAACCAACGAUUCUCAGUCUGUGAUCACUAUUCAUGACAGUGAAGAUAUAGCCAGCACACGCUCAGGAAAUCUGGAAGGGGAUGUAGAAGAAGAUUUAAACGGAGAAAUGGAGGUGUUUGAGCCCCGUGAUUUUAUGGCUGUGGAAGAACCUUCUGUGCCCGCACUGUCUCACAGUGUAGAAGUUCACUUACUUCAAGAGAAAGAUGUUGAGAUUCAAGUGGCAGAGAGAGAACAUGAAGUGAUUAACUACCAGGAGUUAUAUCCAGCUGCACCUAUAGAGGUUGCCUACGAGGACAAUAUGGUGCAUAAGUAUAAUAGCGAAUUAACUGAAUGUACCGAUUCCGCAGAGCAUGAGUUGGAUGAUGCUGAAGGAGAGCAUUUUGCAGAGCAGAAUAAUUUUACACUAGUGCUUGAAGGAGAUGGUGGUGAUGAGGAUGCAGAAGACAUGCAGCCUUGCAAUGAAGAUCGUGUUGAGCCUUUAACAGUGGAAGAACAUACCUAUGUUACCUCUGCAUUGAGUAAAUAUGUUGAUAUUUGUGAGCCUAACCAUGGUGUGGAGGUUUCUUUUGGAGGCACUGAACAGGGUACUAGCGUAAUGGAGGAAAUACCAUAUGUUCCUGAGAAUGUUACUGUUGCAAUUACAGAAAACUUGAUUGCUGUCAUCAAAGACACAGAAAGUAAAAACUUUACGGAAGAAAGUAACAGUCAAAAAGAAACAAAGGAGGAUGAGUAUUUGCAGGCUUCCUCCAAGACUCCUGUUAAGGUUAUGAAGCUAGCAAUCCCUGAGGAUAAACAAAUGGGGGAGCCAACAACACUGAAGGAAUUAGAUGAGCUGAAUGAUGGACGAAGUUCCCCAGGUUUACAAACUGUGUUAAAACCGCCAACCCCACGUCGCAGUAUUAGGAAAUCUUCUAGGUUUACUGAAAGUACCAAUGUUGAUUCUGGGGAGCUGUCCCUCCCAACAACUCCCAGGAGAGGAAAAAAGGCCAAAGAAAAUAUAGAGAAUCAAAAUAAUGUCUAUUCUACUUUACAAGAAGAAGAGAUGCCCAUAAGUAUCAGAAUAACCAGAAAGACCAAAAAUACUGUGUCAGAAAAAAAUGAAAGUACGGUUAUGGUGGAGACGACUGCUGAGGAAAGUUUGCCAAGGCAGCCUUCCACUCCAACCAGGACACGCAGAGGGAAGUUGACAGCACAGGAAGAACAAGAAAACAUGGACACUGAUUUGGAUCAAAAAGCUGCUAUGCCUCAGACUCCUACAAGAAUCACGCGGUCUAGAAAUAUUGUACUUGAAAAGAUAACGUCAAGCCAAAAAGAAGAAACCGAUGAGCCUGAACCCCUGGCUACAACUCCUACCAGAGGCAGACGGGGUAAACGUGUUGUCAAUGAGCUGGUCAAGCAUUUUGAGCUGAAUGCCUCUCAGCCAGACAGUAAACCAAGCACCAGUCCACCAGCUUCUCCAAAGAAGGUGUCUAUGAGAUGGGCCAGAAAUAAAUUUGAAAAUAAAACCACUGAGGAGGAAAGUGUGAAAGUUGCUGAGCAAACUUCAGAUACUCCUAGGAAAAAGCCGAGAAAAUCUACCAUAAAUAAAUCAAAUGUGGAAGAGGUAACGGGUGUUUCUGAAGAAUGCAUUGCUGAUGGAGGUCAGGACUCUUUAGUUACUGUAGACUCAACAAAGAAAGCCAACGCGACUAUCAAUGUAAGACGUGGUAGAAAAAGUGUGCUUCCUCCUGUGUCAGAAGAAAGCUUGGAAGAACGAUUACAGUUGCCUGAAAGCCAAGACAAGCCUGGUGAUGAAAAAGACCUAACUCGCAUAACAAGGACUAGAUCUAGUAAUGUACUUCCACAUCCAGAUGAAUUCACUGUUAAUUUUGAAUUCUCCACGCCUACAACAAAACAAAAAAAGAAAACAAAAGCUCAACAAGCAGCUCUCCCUGUGUCUCCUGAGGAAAUGGUAGCUCAUACCUCUUCUCAAUUUGUCUUCUCACCGCCCUCCACAAGGACAAGAAGAGCAACAAGGUCUUCUGUUGCCGGACCUGUAAAAAAUGAGGAUGUAAAACCUCAAGAACCACAAGAAACACAAGAUGUCCCUGUAGAACCUGUUAUAAGAAGACCCAAAGGCCGACCUCCAAAACACAAAAAAAAGGAGAGCACAUCAAAAGAACCAACCUGGUCUCCUCCACCAGUAGAAAUUCAACUGCUUUCCCCACCAGAAAGCCCAGCUGGUGAUGUGGCUGAUACAAAGACUGUGCCAGUUGAAACAAAAGCAGAAAAAAAUACUUUGAGGCGAAACAGAAGAAGAAUUAUGUCAAAACCAGUCACACGUAGAAAGCUGCGAUGAUUGUAUCCCCCACCCCCGGCGUGUUUUUAUUGUUUAUGUACACAGCGGUUUAUAAAGAGGAUAAAGUACUGUGGAAUGUUGAAUCAAAUUGGUCUGAAAGAGAAUAAUUUAUAUAAAUGUAUUGUAAAUGUUCUUAAAAUAUCAGAUUGAUUUCACUCCAUGUAGAGUGAAACUUUCUUCCCAUGACUUUUUUUCUCCCUAUUUUGUAUUAAGGCUUAAUACAUUUAUAAAAAAAAUAUGUAACUAUGACUUUCAGGAAUGUUAAAUAAAAAUAAUCCUUCUCAAUAUCUGUUUUUUAAGGAAAUAAAAUGUGAUUUUGUAGUUCAUAAA
Molecule: messenger RNA, 2879 nt
Organism: Spea bombifrons (plains spadefoot toad)
Lineage: Eukaryota; Metazoa; Chordata; Amphibia; Anura; Pelobatidae
Product: protein ELYS-like
Exons: 7
Coding region: 318-2549 (743 amino acids)
Source: RefSeq, a predicted model, not a curated record